UGGGGAGAUGCACCUGAGGGAGGGCUCGGCUUGGCCCGCCCCUGGUUAAUGUGUCAGCGGGUGCCUCCAGGGGCCCUGCGGCUAGGCCAGGGAGCCCCGCCGGUGAGUGAGGAGCGCGGCUGGGCACAGCCCGAGGACGGCGUAGGCCAGCUGCCCAGCCCCCGCCCAGGCUGGGAGAUGGACCAGCAGCUACGAGAGCGGUGGCUGCAGGAGGAGCGGGAGUAUCUGCAGAGCAUGGCGAGGCGGACAGGCACGCAGGAGCAGGGCGGGGCACGAGAGGACCCCAGAGGCGGCGUGAGCAGGGAGCUCGCAGACCAGGCUGAUGCCAAUGGCGGACGGAGGCCGAGCAGGGCCCAGCCCAUUGUCCCCGAGCCUCUUGCUAGUGACGAGGCCCUGCAGGUGCCCCACGUCCCUAAGUCACCCAGGGACCGCAGCCUGAUUGCAGGGGCGGUGGAGCGGAAUGACUUCCUGCGGCUCCUGGGCGAGGGCCAGGCAGACGCCCUGGUGCAGAGCUUCAUGCCUGCCUGGCACGGCCCGGGGCACACGGUGCUGGCCGAGGGCGCCGACGGCGACGCCAUGUACAUCGUCGCUGAGGGGGAGCUGAGUGUGACCCAGCGCGGCUGCCCCCUCCGCACGCUGCUGCCGGGGGAUGUGUUUGGGGAGCUGGCGAUCCUCUACCACUGCAAACGCACGGCCACCGUCACAGCACUCACCCAGGUCCGGCUCUGGGCCAUCGACCGGCAGACCUACCGCACCAUCGUCACCAGCCAGGCCAAGCGCCGGCGGGCCGAGAUCCUGGACUCCCUCCGAGAGGCGCCAUCGCUGCAGGGCCUGGCGGACGCUCAGCUCUCCAAGCUGCUGGACUCCAUGGAGGAGUGCACAUUCGCUCAUGACGAGGUGAUCGUUCGCGAAGGGGACGAGGGGAAUAACUUCUACAUCAUCCUGAGAGGAGAGGUUCGGGUCAGCAGGCAUGUGCAGGGGCGGGAGGAGCCGAUCCGGGUGCUGCGAGCCGGCGAGCACUUCGGGGAGCUGUCGCUGCUGCGCAACAUCCGCCGGACGGCCACCUGCCGGGCGCAGGGGGAGGUCGCCUGCAUCACCGUCACCAAGGAAGACUUCCAGGAGAUCUGCCCCUUCUGCCCCACGCCCAGGCAGCUCUCAGAGCCAGACGUGGCCAUGCUGGAGGUUCCCUCCCUUCCUGAGCCCGGACGCGCCCCGGGCCCCGAGACCGGCCCGGCUCCGCUGCGGCUCCAGGACCUGGCGGCCGUGCGCUACGAGGACGGGCAGCACCAGGGGCUCCCUGUGGUCCUGGGCACCGGCGGCUUUGGCAGAGUUGAGCUGGUGCGCGGGCGGGGGCAGCUCUUCGCCCUGAAGCGGAUCCGCAAGGAACACGUGGUGCGGAGGCGGCAGCAGGAGCACGUGUGCACGGAGAAGCGGGUGCUGGAGCGGAGCCGCUGCCCCUUCAUCGUGGGGCUCUUUGGCACCUUCAGGGACAGCCAGGACGUCUACAUGCUGCUGGAGUUCUGCCCGGGGGGCGAGCUGUGGGCCAAGCUGCGUGAGGUGCGCUGCUUCGAGGAGGAGGUGGCCGUGUUCUGCUCAGCCUGCGUGGUGGAGGCACUCGACUACCUGCACGGCAACGGGAUCGUGUACCGGGACCUCAAGCCCGAGAACCUGAUGCUGGACAAGCAGGGCUACAUCAAACUGGUGGAUUUCGGCUUUGCCAAGGAGCUGGAGCGGGGGGAGAAGACCUACUCGUUCUGUGGCACGCCCGAGUACCUGGCACCUGAGAUCCUGCGGCACGAGGGCCAUGACUUCGCCGUCGACUUCUGGAUGAUGGGCAUCCUCAUCUUCGAGAUGCUGGUGGGCCGGCCCCCGUUCCACAGCGCGGAGCCGCAGAAGAUCUACAGCAAGAUCCUGGACGGGGUGUUCUCGUUCCCGGCCUACGUGAGCGAGGCCGCCUGCUCCCUGGUCUCCAAGCUGUGCCGGCUCCGGCCGGGACAGCGCUUGGGGAACACCAGCACCGGCAUCCGCGGCAUCAGGAAACACAGGUGGUUUGGCUCAGUGAAGUGGAAGCGUCUGGCCCUGCGGCAGGUCGAUGCUCCUACCCUGGCGCUGAUGAAGCAGGGCCCGCCCUACGCCAACUUCAAGCACGUCUCGGAGGACUGGCCGCCGGGCGAGGAGGAGUUCUCGGGCUGGGACCAGGAUUUCUGAGCGGCCGUGGGGCCCACGCCAGCAGCACCCCAAGGACGCGCUGCUGGUGGCUGCUGCCCUGGUGCGGAGCUGGGCACGUGCCCGCGGGAGGACAGGGCCCUGGGCUGCCCCCCCGGGCACGGGGCCCCAGCCCGGCAGACCCGCUGGCAGGGAGCGGAGGGCCCUGGGCCUGUGCCUGAAAGCGGCUGCAUGAGGGUGCAGGGUGCCAGGCCGGCGCUCCGGCCACCCUGGGGUGUGGCCAGCAGGGGCCGGCUGUGGGAGCUGCACCGGGCCUGGCCCCACCGGGCUGUGGGCAAUAAAGCCACUGCAGGCCCCUGUGUGACGCCAUGCGGCCCGGUGCUGGUCUCUGCAGCGCUGCCCGUGGGCAUGGAGGGAGCCCCGGCGGUGCCCGGGCAGGGGACGAGGCUGCAGCUGCUCGCGGGGCCCAGGGGCUCGGGCCCGGGCCAACGGGCGGGUGGCGCUGACGUGCGCCGGUGUGACGAAGUGGGACUGUUCGCACUGGGGGCUGGGUACAGUUCCUAAGUAUCUAGCAGCAAAAGGCCACGCAGCCAAAUGCCUGACACUCUGUCUCCUAGCAACUGAUGGCCCGGCC
Molecule: messenger RNA, 2800 nt
Organism: Mauremys mutica (yellowpond turtle)
Lineage: Eukaryota; Metazoa; Chordata; Testudines; Geoemydidae
Product: cGMP-dependent protein kinase 1-like
Exons: 21
Coding region: 49-2208 (719 amino acids)
Biological process (GO): protein phosphorylation
Molecular function (GO): cGMP-dependent protein kinase activity; ATP binding
Source: RefSeq, a predicted model, not a curated record